Parnassius apollo (apollo) is the source of this 549-nucleotide messenger RNA. NCBI's taxonomy places the organism in Eukaryota, Metazoa, Arthropoda, Insecta, Lepidoptera, Papilionidae. The record is from the annotation of a GenBank genome assembly.
AUGUCGGAAAUAGAAAAACUUUUAAAAGAACUAAUAUUAGAUAUUAAAAGAGACACUGAAGAAUCACUGCUGAAUUUAGAGACCUGUAUCACGAGCAAAAUAAAUGAUAAAAUAGACCAAAAUUUUAACUUCUUACAAAGGGAACUUGAACAAAUUAAGGAAACUAACUCCAAACAUGACAAAAGAAUUAGUGCCAUAGAAAAACACAUUAGGCAAAGGAAUGUCAUAUUCUUUGGGGUACAAGAAGGUGAAAAAUCAUAUCAGGAGUUGGAAGGAACCGUGUUACAAACUAUUAAAGACGAGCUUAAGCUGGAAUGUGACAGAAAAGAAUUAGAGACAGUCCGGAGAAUGGGAAAAUACUUAAAAGACAAAGUGAGACCUAUCGUCGUAACAUUUACAACGUACGGCAAGAAGAUUACAAUUUUGAAAAACAUGAAAUAUAUACAAACGAAAACUAUUUAUAUGAAAGAAGAUUUCCCACCUCAAAUCCUAGAAACGCGUAAAGAGUUACAAGAACAGGUAAAAAAAAGAAGGAAGCCGGAAAAAUAG